GUCUUCAUUCUGCAUCAACUACAGCCAGUCUCAAAACUGAGACUGAAGUGGACACGAGUGAAAAUGAGGUUGUUGCCCCAGACUUCACUAACAGGAAUCCUCGGAACUUAGAGCAGUUGGCACUGGCUAGGAAGGAGCGUGGCUGGAAGACAACGUGGCCAAAGCGUGAAUUCUGGCAUAGAUUGCGGCUUGAGCGGACACAGCAUUACGUAGAAGCCUUUGUUGAGCGCUGUAAUGGGGAUGUUGUGGUAUCUGCCUCUACCCGAGAGUGGGCCAUAAAGAGACACCUGUACAGUCCCAAGGGAGUAACAGCAUGCAAAAACCUUGGCCGCGUAAUGGCACAGCGCUGUUUGGAAGCAGGAAUUAACUUUGUGAACUUUAAAGCUGUUAUCCCCUGGGAAUAUCGUUGUGACUCGAUUCAGGAAUUCGAAAAAGCUAUGGAGGAAGGUGGUGUCGUUCUGCGUGAGCCACGAAGGAUCUAUAAGUAA
Molecule: messenger RNA, 488 nt
Organism: Pterocles gutturalis (yellow-throated sandgrouse)
Lineage: Eukaryota; Metazoa; Chordata; Aves; Pterocliformes; Pteroclidae
Gene: MRPL18
Product: mitochondrial ribosomal protein L18
Exons: 3
Biological process (GO): translation
Cellular component (GO): mitochondrion; ribosome
Molecular function (GO): 5S rRNA binding; structural constituent of ribosome
Source: RefSeq, a predicted model, not a curated record